Molecule: messenger RNA, 612 nt
Organism: Fusarium mangiferae
Lineage: Eukaryota; Fungi; Ascomycota; Sordariomycetes; Hypocreales; Nectriaceae
Exons: 1
Coding region: 1-612 (203 amino acids)
Source: RefSeq, a predicted model, not a curated record
AUGUCUGACUUCCGCACACGCAUACCUUGCAGAGAGAUCACGUCUCUUAGUAAGCUCUACAAUGUACUGACGAACGAAUAUGGAAACAUGUACUAUAAGUUGGAGACGGAAAAGAACGAGCAAGGCGAGCUCUUCUGGGUGGUUGGUGUCUCGAGCCAUUUUGCGCGUGAUGUGCGAGAACUUUUGAUCACGAAGGGGGUUCUUCGACAGCGUACGAGACCACGGGGAUUUGCGGCAAUAAACGGACCAGAACGUCAUGGAGAGUCAUUGCCUGAAGUGAUUGAUCUCACUGGGAAUGAUUCAGACGAAGAGACUCCUCAGGCUCUCAAGAGUCGGAACACGACCAGCACCCCACGGAAUCUGCCUCCUGGACCACGUCAAUAUCUUCCUGAGACCGAAAAAGCAAAAGCCCACAUUGACAAGUCAAUAGCGAAUAAACGAGAUGGCCCUGAGAAAACACAACAAAACACUGUUACACAAACCCCAAAUCACCAUGGCCGAGCUGAACAAGGACCAAUCGCAACAUGCAACAGUGCGGUUGGCCAAAGAGACCGUUCGACUGGGAGAAUCCCAAUUUCUAUGCUACUCGGGGACGCUAACCCUCAAGCUUGA